Molecule: messenger RNA, 891 nt
Organism: Dromiciops gliroides (monito del monte)
Lineage: Eukaryota; Metazoa; Chordata; Mammalia; Microbiotheria; Microbiotheriidae
Product: F-box only protein 6-like
Exons: 5
Coding region: 10-852 (280 amino acids)
Biological process (GO): SCF-dependent proteasomal ubiquitin-dependent protein catabolic process; glycoprotein catabolic process
Cellular component (GO): SCF ubiquitin ligase complex; cytoplasm
Molecular function (GO): protein binding; ubiquitin protein ligase activity
Source: RefSeq, a predicted model, not a curated record
GCCAGCACCAUGGCCAGCAUCAAUGAGCUGCCUGAGGAAGUCCUCCUGGAGUUGUUCUCCCUGGUGCCAGCUCGGGAGCUGCUGAGGCGCUGCCGGCCAGUCUGCAGCCUCUGGAGGGACCUCAUCGACCAGGUGUCCCUGUGGAAACGCAAGUGCCUGCGAGAGGGCUUCAUCUCCCAGGACUGGGACCAGCCAGUAGACGACUGGAAGGUCUUCUACUUCCUCUGCAGCCUCCAGAAGAACCUGAUCUGCAACCCCUGUGCCCAAGAUGGGUUCAAAUUUUGGAAACUUGACAAGAACAGAGGAAAUAAAUGGAAAGUGGAAGACAUACCUAGAGAUCAUGGGACAGAAUUUCCAGAUCCCAAGGUCAAGAAAUGCUUUGUCACCUCCUAUGACACCUGCCUCAAAUCUCAGCUGAUAGAUCUGAAAGCCAAGGGCUAUUGGAAGGAAUUGAUGGACAGUGUGAAGCCAGACAUUGUGAUCAAGGAUUGGUUUGCUGCCAGAAAUGAUUGUGGCUGCACCUACCGCAUCUGUGUGGAACUGUUGUCAGAUAACUUCGAGGUCCUGGCUAAAUUUAAGCCGGCCCCUGUGUACAUCGAGCAGUGGAGUGGAGCCAAAUGGAAAGAGGUUUCCUACACAUUCUCCAAUUACCCCCCAAGAGUCCGUUACAUCUACUUCCGGCAUGGAGGCAAAGAUACUCAGUUCUGGGCUGGCUGGUAUGGCCCAAGUGUCACCAACAGUAGCAUCACCAUCAGCCCUGAAGUCAGUAGGAAACCCAGUUCUGCAGAAGGGGAGGACCCUUUCAGGAAACGACCUAAUACGCUUAAAGCAAAAACUGAGGAUGUCAAUUAGGGAAUGAUGAGACAAACUGAUUGUAGUACAUGAAUAUAA